AUGCAGAUAUUCAAACGCAUCUGGCCUCAACUAUUCCCUGCCAAACCCACCCUCACGGCAGACAGUCUGCCUCCCCAAACUGGCCGCGUUGUGAUCAUCACCGGUGCCACCUCCGGUCUGGGGCUAGAAUUGGCUCGCAUCCUCUACCAUGCUGGAGCAACCGUUUACAUCGCCGCCCGCAACGAAACCAAGGCCCACAAUGUCAUAAACACCAUCACCGCCACCACUUCCCCCAAUCCCACAACUCAGCCAGGCGAACUCAUCUACCUCCCCAUUGAUCUCGCCGACCUUCGCACUAUCCCUAUCUUCGUGGACGCAUUCCUCGCCCGCUCAAACAGACUAGACCUCCUCUUCAACAACGCCGCCGUGGCGUGUCUCCCCCCAACCCAGGUCACAGCCCAAGGCUACGAACCUCACAUCGGCAUCAACUGCGCAGCUCCCUACCUCCUGACCUCCCUCCUCUCUCCUAUUUUGACUUCUACAGCCCAAAGCCCAUCUACACCACCCAACUCCGUCCGUGUCAUCUUCACCUCCAGCAUGGUCGUCGACUUCCUCGCUCCGACGGGCGGUGUUCCGUCCUCGGCCCUCACUUCUUCCCCGGAUCCAAACUCAGACCCUAAUACCAACUACGCCAUCAGCAAAACCGGUAACUGGUUCCUGGCGGCGCAUUUUGCCUCUAACCUUGGGUCAAAUGGUGUAGUCAGCAUUACUCAGAAUCCGGGGAACAUUGAUACCCCCAUUUAUGAUAAUGCGCCGAGAUUGAGUGUGUGGGUUAGCAAACCGGUGUUCUAUACUCCGGGGGUUGGUGUAUGUGAUACCAUUUGGGAGGUGGCAUCCUGGUCCGAGGGAGGAUUUGUUGGGGGCGAUGAGGGAGGGAGGAUCGGGGGAGAUGGGGAGAACACUACUACUUAG
Messenger RNA from Aspergillus niger, 912 nucleotides. RefSeq lists its product as uncharacterized. NCBI's taxonomy places the organism in Eukaryota, Fungi, Ascomycota, Eurotiomycetes, Eurotiales, Aspergillaceae. The transcript is spliced from 3 exons. The coding region runs from base 1 to 912 and encodes 303 amino acids. The record is from RefSeq and is a predicted model, not a curated record.